AUGCAGGCAACCCUAGUGAUACUUGGUACAGCACUCUCUUUGCAGGAUGCCGAUCAUGUGUACUCGGCUGUUGGCAAACUCACCAACUUUACAAGAAUAACGGACUUCCCACAAUUCGACGAGGAGGAUGUGAGCAAGAUGCUCUCGGAGCUCGUCGACAUGUCAGACUAUGAAAUCCCGCCUGCCAAGCGGCGCAGGCUAUCAGGGCGAGCCCGGUUUUCCAUUGGUAUCAUCAACCGCCUCAUCGCAACCGGCUCUAUCCAGAACUCCAAGCAAGUAACUCUGGAGAACGCCAUUAAUUACGCAAUUGCGCAUGUGAUGAGUGGACUCCGGAGUGGGGUACGCACUAUUCUCGAGAGCGACAAAACAGGCGAGGCAGCCCGGCUUCUAUGUCGAAUGGUCUUGGCCUAUCACCUCCAAGAUGCCAGAAUAUCGUUCUCGAGCCACCAGCAGGCCGACUUUGUGGACAAAGCCUUGUGUAGACUGCGACCACAUCCUGAUGGCAUUCAUUUGGUGAUGGACGAGCUAAUGGUGGUUGAGGCGGUGGAGGAGGAGCUAAAGGCUUUAGACAAGGAUCCCGAGUUCUCGGAGUAUCUGAAUCAAUUCUACCAGAUUGUCACCAACUUUGGCGUGGCUUCAACCUCAAAGGGGGAUGCACUGGAACCACUUGUCCGCCGAUCACUUCAGCGCUUCAAUGGUCUACGUCUCGUGGAUCGUCCUUUCCUCCAAGGCAUCGCCUUGCCCAAGUGGUGCGACAAUCUCAGGCUUCAAAUCGACGGGAUCAACACGGCCAAUGGAUUUGGAUAUACCGACAGUGGCGUUGCCUCCGAUCUUGCCUUUCUCACCGACCGUCCUCCGAACAAGAUGCUUAUUGCCAAGUAUGGCACACGUCCGGAUGGAGCUUGGUUUUUCUCUGACAAACAGUACGCCGGCUCUCUUGCAAUCAAGUUCUACAGCAGCUCUGUGCCCCGGAAGACGCAUAAGGAUAAUGAGACCUCAAGCGACAUUCGAAGUUGCUUCUUACAAAAGGACGGUACUACCUUGAACUCAACCUUGGCAAACAUUCGACGCGACUUUGUAGCUUCGGGUACUCCUUCCGACCUCAAGGGUAUCCUCCGCAUCCACCUCGAGUUCCCUGACGUCCAGUACGGUAUGCCAGCUACCCAUGUCUUGACAGACCCUAUGACCGGCGACCAGGAUGUGAUGGUGUAUAUCAAUCUUUCGAACAUGGACGAUUUUUUCUUUGAGGGCAUCUCAGAGCACAAGGACGAUAUGGUCCGAUUGAAAAAGGUCAUUGGACUUGUCUGCAAGAAAUAA
Messenger RNA from Linnemannia hyalina, 1317 nucleotides. The record is from the annotation of a GenBank genome assembly. NCBI's taxonomy places the organism in Eukaryota, Fungi, Mortierellomycota, Mortierellomycetes, Mortierellales, Mortierellaceae.